AUGCUACUAAGCUCAUUUUCAGCAUGCGAAGGCCCACCAGUCUAUCAAAAGGAAUAUCGAGAUAGCAGCUACGUACCGAAUAUUAUCGAAACGGAAUUUGGAUUCCAGAUUCUUGCACCGGAUACACCGUAUGUGGCAGCAGCUGGGAGGGAUCACCUAUACUUUAUCGAUACCCGCUUCGAUCGUGAUGCUGCUCAGCAUAUCAAAAAUCAAAUUGAGAGAGCAACUAUACAAGCUGGAGAUGAGUAUACUGCCAUAGACGAGAUUUCAGCGACAGCAGAAAUCAGAAAUCACAAAACCGGCGAGACGACAUUUGUGUUUGACCCUGCCUACGCCAGGGUAUUGUUUGCAAAAGGGAUAAAUAAGCGCAAUCCGGAGAUCCAACUUCCUGAGCCUGAGCCCGCCGGUGAUUGCUUAGUGGCCUAUGCUUUGGAUAAAAUAGCAGCUAAGCCUACUGAUGUGGUCUGA
This is a messenger RNA of Penicillium angulare, 468 nucleotides long. RefSeq lists its product as uncharacterized. The transcript has 2 exons. The record is from RefSeq and is a predicted model, not a curated record. NCBI's taxonomy places the organism in Eukaryota, Fungi, Ascomycota, Eurotiomycetes, Eurotiales, Aspergillaceae. Bases 1 to 468 code for a protein of 155 amino acids.